AUGCAGUUUCUGAUCAAGAUUUUUCUAAUCACAGCAUUCUUCACAACACCUUCAUUCCAAAGGAGAAUCCCAUCAUCACCUCUCUUUUUCAGGGAUGACAGAGCUGCCCUUCUUGAGUUCAAGGCCAGCAUUUCGAACGACACAACCGGCAUCCUCUCCACAUGGACCGGCCGCGACUGCUGCAGUGGCGGAUGGCAAGGCGUGGAGUGCUUCGAAGGAAGGGUCACCAAGCUGAUCAUGCAGAGGCCAGCAUCAUCACAAGCCCUCUUCAUGAGGGGCACUCUGUCCCAUUCUCUUAGCAAUCUGCAAUACUUGGAGGUAUUGUUGAUUAGUGGAAUGAAGCAUAUUUCAGGGGGAAUUCCACACAGUUUUGCCAAACUCACACACCUCAAACACCUUGCUCUUGAAGAUAACUCAUUGGAUGGAAUAAUCCCAUCAAGUUUAGGCCUGUUGGAGAAUCUUCAGACAAUGUCAUUGAGUGGGAAUCUUCUGACAGGAAAGAUCCCACCAGCUUUGGGGAAUUUAAGGAAUCUGUUGCAGCUGACUCUAGCAAACAACUCACUCACAGGUUCACUCCCCACAUCUUUUAACUCAUUGAGAAACAUCCAGUUUCUUGAUCUCAGUUUCAAUUCAUUGUCUGGAUCCAUCCCAAAUUUUCUCGGACGCCUCUUGAAUCUCACAUAUCUUGUUCUUACCAGCAACAAGUUUGUGAACCAGAUACCUAUAUCCUUGUUCAACCUCACCAACCUUUCUGACCUUUCAAUUAAUCAAAAUCUACUAACGGGACGAAUCCCAGCUCAAAUUGGGAAUCUUAAGUCCGCUUCAGUAUUGAGACUAAGCUCGAAUAAGCUCACUGGUCCGGUACCGGAUUCCAUUGCACAGCUUCACAGCUUGUGGAAUCUGAAUCUGUCAAGAAACAUGCUCACAGAUCCUCUGCCUAAUAAAGCAUUUGAUGAAGGGCUUCCUUCUCUACUAUCGAUCGAUCUUUCUUACAACGAUCUCAACUUACAAACCGUUCCUGACUGGAUCAGUACAAGACCACUGUACAAUGUCCACCUUGCAGGCUGCAAGAUCAGAGGAGCACUUCCAAAUUUCACAAAUCCAGAAUUUUUAACCACAUUAGACCUUUCACACAACUAUUUCACAAAAGGGAUUUCGAGUUUCAUGGCAAACAUGACAAACUUGGAAAAUGCCAAGAUCUCAAACAACUUACUCACAUCUGAUCUCUCAUCAAUCAAACUCCCGGAUCAGAUCACGGAUCUCGAUCUCCACUCGAACCAGUUGCAUGGCUCACUCUCCAACCUACUCAUCAACAACCAACUACACAGCUUGAAAGUAAUCAACAUAGGAAGCAAUAUGAUUACAGGGCAUAUUCCAAGUUCAGUUUCAAACCUGGCUAAGUUAGAAAGCCUUGACAUCUCAAGAAACCAGAUAUCAGGACGGAUUCCGAGGAGCUUGGGGUUGCUGGAGAGGUUGAGGUGGCUGGACGUGUCGAUGAACAAGCUGACGGGGAGAAUCCCCGAGAGCUUGCUGGGGAUGGAAGAGCUGAAGCAUGGGAGCUUCAGGGUGAAUAGGUUGUGUGGGGAGAUCCCACAAGGAAGGCCUUAUAACAUGUUCCCUGCAGCUGUAUAUGCUCACAAUCUGUGCUUGUGUGCCAAACCACUGCCGCCUUGUAGUAACAAAUACUACUACACACAGCUUCCUUACUAG
Molecule: messenger RNA, 1710 nt
Organism: Salvia splendens (bonfire salvia)
Lineage: Eukaryota; Viridiplantae; Streptophyta; Magnoliopsida; Lamiales; Lamiaceae
Product: LRR receptor-like serine/threonine-protein kinase FLS2
Exons: 1
Coding region: 1-1710 (569 amino acids)
Molecular function (GO): protein binding
Source: RefSeq, a predicted model, not a curated record